GAACCUGACCUGCAAGGGUAGGGUUCACUGGUGGGCGCCCCGCAUGACAUGGCUCAGGCCGCGGAGCCAGCCGCCGAAAGCCACUGCGGCGAUGGCCUCGGGGAGCGAUUUCAUCUCCGUCUUCGCGCGCGUGAAGCCCUCGGAGCAGCCCUCCGCCAGCGUCAGGCUGCCGCCAGGGGGCAAGUCGCUGGAUGUGCUGGUGGCGCGGGGCUCGGAGUCGGUGGAGAGCUUCUCGUAUCCCUUCACCGAGGUGUUCGGGCCGGACUCCUCGCAGCAGUGGGUCUUCGAUAGGGUGGCCCGGAGUCUAGUGACUGGAGCCCUGGACGGGGUCAACUGUACGCUGUUCGCGUAUGGCCAGACCGGCAGCGGCAAGACUUUCACGAUGUGCGGGGGGAAGGCCAACUACAUGCGCGACAGGGGCAUCAUCCCACGGACCCUGAGCUCUAUCUUCGACGGGAUCGACUCGCGCGACGAUGGGGUUCUCUACAGCGUUUCCAUGUCCAUGAUCGAGAUUUACAAGGAGGUGGGCAGGGACCUCCUGGCGAGGGUCGCGGCGGAUGCCAAUAGGGCGCUGCCUCCAGUCACGGUGUCGCUGCGGAAGGGCGAGGAGCCAGUCAUGAUCGGGGCCAAACGCGUGGCCCUUGCCUCCGAGGAGGACGGACUGCAGCAGUACUGUCAGGGCGAGGUGCACCGCGCCGUCGCGGAGACUGCACACAACCAGCGGUCUUCGCGCUCCCACUGCGUCUGCACGAUCUUCAUCGAGGCGUCCGACCCGGCCACGCAAACGGUGCGGACAUCGAAGAUACAGAUCGUGGACCUCGCAGGCUCGGAGCGGCUGAAGCCCUACGAGAAGGGCUCGCAGGAGACGAAGGGGCUGAUGAAUGAGGCCGUAGCCAUCAACCUCUCGCUGCACCACUUGUCCGAGGUGAUCACCGCCCUGGGCAAGAAGGCAAAGAUGGUGCCCCACAGGAACUCAUUCCUCACAAAGCUCCUCAAGGAUGCGCUGGGCGGGAACGCGAAAGCGGCGAUGGUGUGUACAGUGGAUCCAGCCGACGCGUCCCUCCCCGAGACGAUCAACUCCUGCCGAUUUGCACAGCGGGUCGCAAACGUGAGGACGGCCGCGAAGGUAAACGAGGAGCGAGACCCGCAGCUGCUCAUCGCCGAGCUGAGGCGGAGGAACGCCGAGCUGGAGGCGCUGGCCGCCGGCGGGGGGGCAGGCGACCCAGGAGAGCCGCCUGUCCCGGACGACCAGCUGAGGCGUCACCGGGUGGGUCCCAUGCCGCAGGGUGCCGUGGCGGCCUUCCGCCUGUUCCGGGAGCUCUUCUGGGAGCGCCUGCGCGCGGGCGGGCGCGCGGCCGACGCCAUCCCGGAGAGUGCGCGCGGCAGCCCCGCGCCGGAGCUCUGCGACGACGCGGAGCCGGCCUCCCAGGGCAGGUCCGGGGCGGGCGGCGGCGCGGAUCGCGCUGCGCUGGCCGAGUGCCAGGCGGAGUGCCGGAUGCUGCGCGCGGCGCUCGCGGCGCAGCCGCCGCCGCGGCCCACGCGGAAGGCGUCCGCGAACUCGUCCAGGGAGACGAAGCUUCAGACCAUCGCGGGCGAGUGCAAGAGGCUCAAGUCCGCGCUCGCGGCCCUCUCGUCGUCCGGAAGGGUACCGGCUCCGAGGACGCUGCUCGGUCCUGCCCUCGCCGCGGCGCUGGCGGAGCCCGCGGCUCCAGUGUCGGAGGAUGAGCUCGCAGCCUGCGGGAGCCGCUCCGGGGCCUACCGCGUGUUCCUGACGAAGGACCCUCGCGCUGGCGACAUCUGGCAGGUGGAGCUGCAGAGGCAGCGGACCACCAAGAGGGAGCUCAUGGAGGAGGCUAAGAGGCUGGGCGAGGAAGUCGGUGGCACCAGGGAUGCCAUGGACCAGGUGCAGGUGGCCCUUGACAGCCUCAAGGGAAAGCUUCGCGAGGCUGAGGAUGCGGCCAGCAUAGACUCGUUGGCUCGGCAGCGCGCGGACACGCUGCGCGGCCUCAUCGCCGCCGAGGAGCCCCGGAUAAAAGGGAUCCUGGAGGAGAAGAGCCAGAGCUACCAUCGCGGCAUGGGCCGGCUCAAGGAGAUAAAGCACGAGCUUAUCCAUGCCGACCAUGCCCAGAAGGAGCUGGAGGUGAUGGUGAAGGCGGAAUUCGAGCGCUGGCGCACCCUCGUGGACCAGAGGUACCCCCUGGAGAUCGCUGCCGCGACAGCCGCGGUGGCAGCCGUGGGUUCCGCCGAGGGGUCCGAGGAUGGCUCGCGGACGGGCGUUUCCGAACCGGCGACGCCUUCGUGA
Molecule: messenger RNA, 2302 nt
Organism: Prorocentrum cordatum
Lineage: Eukaryota; Dinophyceae; Prorocentrales; Prorocentraceae
Source: the annotation of a GenBank genome assembly